AUGCCGUGGGCGACUCCCGAGCAGCUCGCCUACAUGAACACGAUGGUUCUACAGUACCACGGCACGGUGAAGGGGACUCCUGAGCGUAGGAAGUUCAACGCAGAGCUUCGUGAGGGUUGGUCGCGGCAGUGGCCUUUGCUAGAGCAGCAUACCAAUAUGUUCUCCUCGUAUUUCCGCGAGGAACUGAUAAGACGGGGCCUCAUCCCUAGGCGCACCCGCAAGCCAACACCCAAGAAGCGCAAGAAGCGCAAGUCUGCAAUGCCGAAUCCCCCAGAUCCUCCUGCUCGUUCUCCUGUUGCUUCAACAGAGUCCAUCACGAUUUAUCACCGCCGCCUAGUGCCACACGCAUCCCCCAGCCGACCUUCUUCACAACACUCGCCAACGCCAGGCCCAUCUCGCGCCCGCCGCCAUUCGCCAACGCCAGGCCCAUCUCGUGCCUGCCGCCAUUCGCCAACGCCAGGCCCAUCUCGUGCCCGCCGCCAUUCGCCAACGCCAGGCCCAUCUCGUGCCCGCCGCCAUUCGCCAACGCCAGUUCCAUCCCCCCUCCCACCUUCUUCACAUCACACGCCAACACCAGGCCUGUCUGAUCCUUUUGACCACACACCAACACCUGCUCAAUCCCGCCUCCGACUUCAAUCGCCAACCCCACCCGUUCCGUACACUCUGCCAUCUCCCGCAUCCUCGCAUCACUCGACAUCGCCAUCUCCUUUCCGCGUCUGGACAGAGUGCGUUCCAUCGUCUCAGUCCCCGUCUCCGCGCCCCCUGCACAUGCCCCCAAAAGCAGGGGAUGUUCCUGUUUCCCCGCCCGCCAAAAUCCUUCAAAAGGAGCUCGGCAAGUGCCUCGCAUUCCAUUUGGAGUUGCCGGGCGUCACUCGCAACGACAUCGACCUCAUUAUCCAAGGCCAACGGAUUUCGGUGGUCGCGCAAACGAACGAGGUCUCAUACAAGUGGUCAACAGACGUGGGGGGCCAAGUAAUUCCCGAAAGCGUCAGAUCUGGGUUCGCCGACGGUGUUCUGCGCAUCAUCGUGAACGUCACUGGCGACGUGAAGGUCACCAACGCGUGGCGCACCUUCCACAUCUCUAGUACAUGUCCAUCAUGGUAG
This is a messenger RNA of Pleurotus ostreatus (oyster mushroom), 1104 nucleotides long. RefSeq lists its product as uncharacterized. Bases 1 to 1104 code for a protein of 367 amino acids. Lineage: Eukaryota; Fungi; Basidiomycota; Agaricomycetes; Agaricales; Pleurotaceae. The record is from RefSeq and is a predicted model, not a curated record. The transcript is spliced from 5 exons.